This is a messenger RNA of Zeugodacus cucurbitae (melon fly), 2710 nucleotides long. Its product is annotated as probable serine/threonine-protein kinase cdc7. The transcript is spliced from 4 exons. Lineage: Eukaryota; Metazoa; Arthropoda; Insecta; Diptera; Tephritidae. The record is from RefSeq and is a predicted model, not a curated record. The coding region runs from base 945 to 1709 and encodes 254 amino acids.
AGGUAGUUGUGUCAUGCCAGCCGAACGACCAGGUGCUCAGACGGCUAAAGGCAGCUGAUCACGGCAAGAAGUGUGCGCGCACGCGUACCUCACCGAAUGUUUUAACUGACGCGUUUCAUACGGAGCGGAGUCGCGCUCACUUGUGCGCUCGUUUGGCGCCUUUCGUGCCGCUUACCGUUGGUCACUGUACUGGAUGGAUGCCUUCGCCGCCACCGCCACACAUUUCGCCUACUUGGGGAUGGUUAGCGUAUAUUUGAGUGUCUGUGAAACACGUUUGCGCAGUCAGUUGCGAAUUUAAUUUAAAGCGAAGCGGUGCCACUCGCUGCCACUCUCUGCUUUCGGCCGCUUACAAUUCACUGUUUUCGAAUUUCGAUUUUGUACUUUAGAGUCGUUGUUUUGUUUUGCAUCGCCAUGCAAUUGAAUAAUAAAAUUUGAGUAGUUUUGAGUGGAAUUUGUGGUCGCAUAAAUUAUUUGUUUGACAACACAACAAAAACAACCGCACAACACAAGCUGGAUGUCACUGCACGCAUUGUGUAAUCUGCGGUAUCGCUGAGCUAAAACAAAUAAAUAAAUAAUUGAAUAGAGAUAUAGUAAAAGUAGAAGCAACCGAUUUAGAUGUGAAAAUCGACAAUUGAACGAUACGGGGAGUGAAAGCAGCUGCUCACGCCAAAUAACGGCACCGGUUAGCGGAUUAUCGUCAUUUCUCGUGCACUUACACGACCAAAUGGCGGUUUUCGUUUGUAAAUAAAAACCGAUUAUGCCAGAAACAGAUUAAAAGCCAAUUAACAAUAUAUAGACAAAUUCGAAUUUCGGAAAUUUUUGUUAAUUUUGUGUGUGUGUGUGUGCGCUUAACUUGUGUUGCAGUUUUGCUUAAAAUAAAUCAAACGCGAAACUAUUCGCUUUCUAAGUAACUUCCAGCGCGAAUACCAAAAGCCAGCAACAACAUGUUUAAUCUGCGAAGCCAACUAGACAAGAUCAUCAUCACGGCCAUGGAUCGUUUCGUGUGGUUCGUUCUGCUCGUCGUCAUGUCACACUUGGUGACCGAAUUCACACGCGUUACUGGGUAUGCGCGCGGCAAUCGGCAUGACGCCGUACUACUGAAUGAUUCUACCGUACAGCCGAUGCCAGUGGCGAACAUGAUUUUCUAUCCCGGCGAAGAGUACGGACUCUACGACCAUCAACAAAUGUCGCAAUACAACAACAUAUAUCCGAACAACAACAGAUAUGGCAACAAUAACAACUACAACUACAAUAAUUACAACAGCAACAACAAUCCUAACAAUCAACCAAACUCAGCCGUUAUGGCGGGACCAUCGGCAAAUGCUGAGUCAGCCGCAGUAGGCUUUCCCUUCAGCUUUCGUCCGCUAAUUGACAGCAUCUUCGAGAUUCCGAUAUCGACACUGCGAGCUGUCAACAAUCUGGUGGCGCGUUUAACCGGCAGCUAUCAACACCAGGUGCCAUCAAUGACCGCAGGCGUGCUCAAGUCCGGGACCGGCAAUACGAGCCCGGACGCGCUACAGGCCUUCCGCUCCCUACCAGCAGGUGGCGGCGCUGACGUAGCGACGAAAGUAGUGCCCGGUGUCUUCGACCCGGCCGCAGCGUCACGGCCACAGCCAAACAGCAGUGGCAGCAGCAACAACAACAACAAUAAGGGUGGCAUUCCCUCCGUGAGGCAGCGAAGGUCGUUGCUGCGUGAGGUGAACGCGUAAAUCAGUGCACUCUUGGUUGCGCGUACCCAACCACACUUGCCCAUAUAAAGAAGUGCAAAGCGGACGAAAGUGGCGAAGCGAAGGCAGUGACAGCCGACGUCAAUUUCACGCCUGCCGAUAAGCACGUUCUGCCAAGCAUCACACGUGCUUCGUCCCCCUCUCCCAUCCACGCGCGCACUUUGCCUUAACUAGUUCAUUUGCACUUCCUUCCUUCCGCCGCCGACAUCCCGGUUCCAUCCCAACGAUUCAGUCAUUCACUUCGCAAUAUUCGCGCAUUUCUGUCUUUACUGUUGCUUUUUGUUUGUGUGUUUGUGUUCGGUGUUUAGUCAAGAGUUUGUGUUCGCGUUGUAUGUAGUUGUUCUUUGCUGUGGCGGCGUCGGCGCCUUCGCGGUUCCCGGUUCGUUGCGUGCACAUUUGCAUAAACUUGUUCUAAAGUUUGCAAUUAGUUGGCCGCUUUUUUUCUUCGCACAUCGUUGGUGUUGUUGUUCUCGUGUUCCAUCUUUAAAACUAGAGAAUUAAGCCAAGUGUAACGGUGUCCCCACCGCCGGCUCAUCAACCAGCCGUUAAUUUUUCCUUCUUUCACAUUUCUUUCGCACAAAUUGCUGUACAUUCACUCGGCUCAAUUACACUUUCACUUUCUAUUAGCCAUUCUCCUCGAAGCUGCUUUGCACAUUUCUUUUAAUUGUCGUAUUCUGUCAUUCCCGUUAAUUAUUAAGCGCGCAGCGGUGCUUUGCGCUCGCACGGUCUUCGUCUGCGCUUUGUAAUACAAUUUGAGUGUUUAUUUUUACGUCUAUGUCUCCCAAGUCGAUGUGCUCUUUGACAUUUUCCUGUUCUAAUUGUUGAUGUGAUAUUACUUUAGUGACACUUUAAAUUUACUUUAAGAUAAACAAUGUUAAUAUUAGCUGUAAGUACUAUUUUUAUGUCGAAAUAAAAUAUUAUGUAAAUUUCUAUACGAAAAUAAAUAAAUAAAUAAAAUUAUAUAUGUAAAUGAAUAUAAAGAA